Molecule: messenger RNA, 1434 nt
Organism: Cercopithifilaria johnstoni
Lineage: Eukaryota; Metazoa; Nematoda; Chromadorea; Rhabditida; Onchocercidae
Source: the annotation of a GenBank genome assembly
AUGCAGUACGCAAAGUCAGUCGCUUUCAAAUUUGCGGAAAGUUGGCAGCAAUAUUCAACAAGUGCUGGUAUCACUCAAAGCAAUGUUCCCAUUUCGGAUAUUAUUCAACAAUUUACCAAUACAUUAAGUGACGAAUUGACAGAAAGGCUUACAACUCCAAAUGUUAUUUUACCUAAUGUUUCAUCCAAUCAUACAACUGCUGAUAAUGUUAGCUAUCGUGAUCGCUCAUGUGAUUGGCGAUCUCUGAAUGAAUAUGAACGACCAGCGAGUAUUGCUGAUAUCACCUGGUUAUCACGAUCAAGGUCUGAAAUGGCCUCAAGAGGGCGCAAUAUGCUUGCAGACUCAAUGAUUCAACAUCAACCGGCAUCCUCAAAUUCUAGUCGUCCAUCAACCAAGCGACUUUCUUGGUUUCGAUCACAUUUUCAAGCUAAAACAACGGUUGAACUGAUUCGAGAGGGCAAUGUAAGAUAUAUGAGUGGCUUAGAGCUUGAAACGAAACAAUGGCGAAAAUGUCGGCUAUGUCUUGUGAAAACAGCUGGAGGAUAUUUGCUCGAGUUCUAUUCGCCACCCAAAAGCAGUCGAGCGAAAUCAGGCAUUUUUUGCUUUCUGAUAAUGGAAGUUCGGGAAACAACACCGUUAGAAUUUGAAGAAGGAAACGAAUCGAUAUUUGCUAUUCGGGGAUAUAACGAUGUGGAAUAUGUGAUUGAGGCAAGGAAUUCGGAUGACUGUCAGCAAUGGUUAAGUGUAAUACGAGGUUGUAUAUCGGAGAAUGACCCAAAUUCUACACAUAAAUUUGUCCGACAACCUUCUGCACCACCAACUGGCUCUAGCUUUCUUCGUAAUCGACAAUUUUUUUCGAUGAGGUCAUUAAACAAUGUUCAUUCGAUGGGAUCAACAGGAAUGGAAACACGAAUUCCGAUAAAAGCAGUAAAUGGUUCGAUACCAGGGCUGGAAACCUAUCCAUGGUUUCAUGCGCGUUUGUCCCGUAGUGUAAGUGCUCGAUUAGUGCUUCACAGUGGAGUUGACGGACAUGGAUUAUUUCUUGUACGUCAAAGUGAAACACGUCCUGGUGAAUUUGUAUUGACAUUCAAUUGUCAAGGCAAAGCUAAGCACGUACGGAUCGUAGUGUUGCCUGAUGGGGAGUGCCGCAUUCAUCAGAUGAUUUUUGAGACAAUGAUUGAUCUCCUGGAAUAUUUCCGAGACAAUCCAAUACCUCUCGAAAGUUCGUCUACUCCACCGAUACUUCUUAACGAAUAUGUUAUUUGUUGGCGUCGGCGAUCAUUAGCAUCGCUUGAUUUAGAUGUUCGAGAUUUUUUGACAUAUGCUGGAUCGGUUCGAUUAGAUAUUCGUGCACUUGAAGAUCUCGUACGACACGAACAACAUGAUCGUCAACAUCGGACUGCAACACUUGGUAAUAGCUAUCGUUAUCAAUGA